Molecule: messenger RNA, 1764 nt
Organism: Tupaia belangeri chinensis (Chinese tree shrew)
Lineage: Eukaryota; Metazoa; Chordata; Mammalia; Scandentia; Tupaiidae
Product: cytochrome P450 2D17
Exons: 8
Coding region: 172-1644 (490 amino acids)
Biological process (GO): xenobiotic metabolic process; arachidonate metabolic process
Cellular component (GO): intracellular membrane-bounded organelle; cytoplasm
Molecular function (GO): oxidoreductase activity, acting on paired donors, with incorporation or reduction of molecular oxygen, reduced flavin or flavoprotein as one donor, and incorporation of one atom of oxygen; iron ion binding; heme binding
Source: RefSeq, a predicted model, not a curated record
CCUGUACCCUCUGGCAGAAGCCCAGACAGCAGCAGAUUGGCUCAGGGCAGAGGAGGCCUGAACGCCUUUGUAAGGGAACAGCCAGGCUGGGUUAUACUCUGUGCUAAGAGUGCCCUGCCGGAUCCUACGUGCCAGGUGUGCUCAGAAAAGCCCACCAGGCAGCCAGGGGCCAUGGGGCUGCUGACCGGGGACACACUGAUGACCCUGGCUCUGGCCGGGGCCGUCUUCUUGCUCUUGCUCGACCUGAUGCACCGGCGCUCACGCUGGGCUGCACGCUACCCACCAGGCCCCACGCCCCUGCCCGGGCUGGGUAACCUGCUGCAGCUGGACUUCCAGGACACACCGAAAUGCUUCAACCAGUUGCGGCGCCGCUUUGGGGAUGUGUUCAGCCUGCAGCUAGCCUGGACGCCGGUGGUCGUGCUCAACGGGCAGGCCGCCAUACGAGAGGCGCUGGUGAACUGCGGGGAGGACACGUCUGACCGCCCACCUUCGCCCAUCUACGAGCACCUGGGCUUCGGGCCGCGCUCUCAAGGGGUGAUCCUGGCGCGCUACGGGCCCGCGUGGCAGGAGCAGAGGCGCUUCUCCCUGUCCACCUUGCGCAACUUCGGCCUGGGCAAGAAGUCUCUGGAGCAGUGGGUGACGGAGGAGGCCGCCUACCUCUGUGCCGCCUUCGCUGACCAAGCCGGCCACCCCUUUAGGCCCGACUCUCUCCUGAGCAAAGCUGUGAGCAACGUCAUUGCCUUCCUCACCUUUGGGCACCGGUUCGAGUACGAUGACGAGCGCUUCUUCGCACUGAUGAGGAUGCUGGAUGAAGGACUGAAGGAGGAAUCUGGAUUCCUGCGCCAGGUGCUGAACGAGGUCCCGGUGCUCCUGCGCAUCCCCGGGGUGGCUAAGAAGGUAUUUUCUGGUCAAAAGGCCUUCAUGGCCAUGAUGGAAGAGCUGGUCAAUGAGCACAGGACGACCCGGGAUCCGGACCAGCCUCCCCGAGACCUCACUGAUGCCUUCCUGACCGAAGUGGAGAAGGCCAAGGGGAACCCUGAGAGCAGCUUCAAUGAAGAGAACCUGCUCCUGGUGGUGGCUGACCUAUUCUCUGCGGGGAUGGUGACCACCUCGACCACGCUGGCCUGGGCCCUCCUGCUCAUGAUCCUGCACCCUGAUGUGCAGCGUGAGUCCAGUGGGGGGUCGGGUGGGGAGGGCCGGAGGAACCGGGUGGGCGGGAGUCCAGGUGUAGGCUGGAUACAGAGUGUGGCCGUGAGCCCGUGGUGGCAGGGGUCCUGGUGCCCCCAGCCCAGAGCCCACUCAGGUCAGGCAUCUCCUGCCCAGGGCACGACUCUCUUCACCAACCUGUCGUCGGUGCUGAAGGACGAGAAACUCUGGGAGAAGCCCUUCCACUUCCACCCCGCACACUUCCUGGAUGCCCAGGGCCGCUUCGUGAAGCCAGAGGCCUUCAUUCCAUUCUCGGCAGGCCGCCGCACAUGCCUCGGGGAGCCCCUGGCCCGCAUGGAGCUCUUCCUCUUUUUCACCUGCCUCCUGCAGCGCUUCAGCUUCUCAGUGCCCCCCGGACAGCCCCCGCCCAGCGACCACGGGCAGUACGCCUUCCUGGUGACCCCGGCCCCCUUCCAGCUCUGUGCUGUGCCGCGCUAGAGGGGGUGCAGGCCCCAGCCCGCUCCCCAAACCCGGAUCCCUGAUGUACAAUAAACCAGGGUGGAAGCUCCCACCGGACAGCCCGGGGUCGUGCCUGGGCCCAUUGUCUGCAGAGGACAA